AUGGAUAAAUCGCAUGUGUGUCGGUGUUUAUUUGGUAUGCCAGACCACAACAAACUGAAGGCUGAGCUACAGGCUCAGUUGAAACAGACAAACUCUGUCUUUAAAAAUAAAUGGAAUUAUGAUGAGGAUUUAGAUCAAGUCAUGGAAGGCCGUUAUCAGUGGAGUGAAGUACCGGCGACCGAAUAUGUGCCGGAAUUUUACCGGAAAGGAUAUCGCAAGACCAAGUUCAGAUCUCGGCUGGAUAUUGAGCCGAAAUCCAGGAUUGCUUUGAACUUUGACAAUGUGCCGAACAAAGUUACCAAUAGCAGAAUACCAGUGAUAACAUCACCGUCUGCGUCAGAAGAAAAAGCGGAGUCUAUGGACCUUCAGCGUGAAAAUGAAACGACGCCAGAAGCCCGCGUCGUUCGUCAAACAAAAAUUGACGAGUUCAUGAAGGUCAAGAAACGCCGUCUUGACCACUCGGACUCCGACAGUGAUACUGACCUGCCUCCGUCAAAACGUCGCGGCCUCAGACAUUAG
Molecule: messenger RNA, 519 nt
Organism: Dreissena polymorpha
Lineage: Eukaryota; Metazoa; Mollusca; Bivalvia; Myida; Dreissenidae
Product: cyclin-dependent kinase inhibitor 1B-like
Exons: 2
Coding region: 1-519 (172 amino acids)
Biological process (GO): regulation of cell cycle
Cellular component (GO): nucleus
Molecular function (GO): cyclin-dependent protein serine/threonine kinase inhibitor activity
Source: RefSeq, a predicted model, not a curated record